Messenger RNA from Penicillium arizonense, 714 nucleotides. RefSeq lists its product as uncharacterized. The record is from RefSeq and is a predicted model, not a curated record. The transcript is spliced from 3 exons. Gene Ontology annotation, molecular function: high-affinity potassium ion transmembrane transporter activity. Gene Ontology annotation, biological process: intracellular potassium ion homeostasis; potassium ion import across plasma membrane. Gene Ontology annotation, cellular component: plasma membrane. Bases 1 to 714 code for a protein of 237 amino acids. Lineage: Eukaryota; Fungi; Ascomycota; Eurotiomycetes; Eurotiales; Aspergillaceae.
AUGAACUUUAUUGACGUUGUUUUGAUCAUCGUGUUGGAUCUAAACAACCCUGCGGUGAACAAUCUUCCUGCUGGGCCGCGCGUUCUUGCUGCCAUAUUUCAAUCGGCCUCAUCAAGGCACACGGGAACAGCAAUAUUCAACUUGGCAGAGGUCAGCCCAGCUGUUCAGUUCAGUCUUGUGGUCAUGAUGUAUGUGGCCGUAUUCCCUAUCGCUAUAAGCGUGAGGGCGUCGAACAUCUAUGAAGAAACAACUCUGGGGGUGUAUACCAAAGAAAACGACGUGGAUGAAACAAAUGGUCAAUCCUAUAUCAUGGCCCACAUUCAGAACCAGCUCACCUUCGACUUGUGGUACAUUUUCAUCGGAGUCUUCUUUAUCUGCAUUGCCGAGGCAGGGAAGAUUUCCGAUAAUUCGAUUCCUGCCUUUUCAGUCUUCUCGGUGUUCUUCGAGGUAGUUUCAGCCUAUGGAAAUGUCGGCCUAAGUCUUGGGUAUCCGACAGUGAACACAUCCCUCAGUGGAGAGUUUACUGUCUUUAGCAAACUUGUUGUUUGUGCGAUGAUGAUACGAGGCCGCCACAGAGGAUUGCCGUACAAGCUUGAUCGUGCCAUUGUACUCCCCAGAGAACGUCUGGUGGAAGACGAUACCGAGGAAGACCCGAAUCGGAGAGGAAGGCAGUUUCGACAAAUAUCGGGGAUCAAACGCUAUCAUACAAACUAG